Molecule: messenger RNA, 1822 nt
Organism: Magnolia sinica
Lineage: Eukaryota; Viridiplantae; Streptophyta; Magnoliopsida; Magnoliales; Magnoliaceae
Product: presenilin-like protein At1g08700
Exons: 2
Coding region: 224-1774 (516 amino acids)
Biological process (GO): protein processing
Cellular component (GO): membrane; nucleus
Molecular function (GO): aspartic endopeptidase activity, intramembrane cleaving
Source: RefSeq, a predicted model, not a curated record
ACUUCCCAAACUAACCCCCUCUCUGCAUUUUCCCCAAACCCUUCCACCGUUCAGCAAAAAUUCCCAAACCACCCCUCUACCAUUCUCCUUCCCAACUCAAAAUUCCCCAAAGUAACCCUCCACCGACCACCACUCUAUCCCAUCCCACACCCUCCACCUUCCCAAACGAAAUUCCCCAAACUACCCUCUCCCACCACAAGCAAAAUCCCCAAAAUACACCUCCAUGGAACCCAGCAUCCUCUCCUCCGUCGGCGCUGAGCUCCUCCCGAUCAUCUCCCCCGUCUCCCUCUGCAUGCUCCUCGUCGUCGCCCUAAUCUCAGCCGUCCAUCCCCCCUCAGCUGGCCCCACCUCGGCCCCCAUCCGCACCGCUGCCACUCUCAUCUACCUCGAAUCACCGUCCGAUUCCCUGUCCCAGAAGCUCCAGGGCGCGCUCCUCAAUGCCGCUGCAUUCAUCGCCCUCAUCUCUCUCGUCACCUUCCUGCUAGUUCUCCUCUACUACUACAAUUUCACCUCUUUCCUCAAACACUACAUGCGCUUCUCUGCCUUCUUCGUCUUUGCUUCCAUGGGUGGGGCCAUCUUCCUCUCCGUCAUCCGACGGUUCUCGUUCCCCAUCGAUGCGAUUACGUGUUUUCUUCUCCUCUUCAACUUCACCGCUGUUGGGGUUCUGUCGGUUUUCUCAACCGGGUUCCCGAUCAUUGUUAGGCAGGGAUACAUGGUUUCGUUGGGAAUUAUCGUCGCAGCAUGGUUUACGAAGCUGCCCGAAUGGACGACGUGGGUGCUUCUGGUGGCACUGGCGGUUUAUGAUCUGGUGGCUGUCCUAGCGCCAGGCGGGCCGUUGAAGAUCCUUGUUGAGUUGGCGUCGAGUAGGGAGGAAGAACUCCCGGCUCUCAUUUAUGAGGCCCGGCCCACCGUUUCUCGGAGUGUGGGGCGCAGCAGGGGGUCGUCAUCAGGGGUGGGGGCAGAAUUGUUUCCGCUUUCAGGUAUUGUGGUCGGUGGGUCCCCCGGGCCUUCUCAUACUGUUGGAGGAGGUGAGCCGUCAUCAGGUUGGCAACCAGGUCUUUUGAUUCGUGGGGCUUCAGAGAUAGUGUCUGUUGAGCUUCAGCCCAUGCCACGGACGAAUGUUGGUGAUAGGAAUCAUUCUGAUUAUUCGGCGGUAAAAAUAGAAGACGAUGAGACAUGGCCUUUGGUCCCUAGCUCCAGUAACGUGGACAAUGCUGACGGUCGACGGUUGGCAAGGGCUGAAGAUUCCGAUCAUUCGAUCAAUGAGGAAUCCAUGACCGGGACCAUUGAGGACGAAGUGGCACCACUCAUUGCUACUGCAGAUGAUGGCGGGGUGGAGAUGACUCGUGGCAUUAAACUCGGUCUCGGGGACUUUGUUUUCUACAGCGUGCUUGUGGGUAGGGCGGCAAUGUAUGAUCUGAUGACUGUGUACGCUUGUUACCUGGCAAUCAUAUCAGGGCUUGGGUGCACCUUGAUUCUGCUGUCAGUAUGCCGCCGUGCAUUGCCAGCGCUCCCCAUCUCGAUUGCAUUGGGUGUGCUGUUCUAUUUCUUGACACGACUGAUGAUGGAACCAUUUGUUGUCGGGGCAUCAACGAACUUGGGUUAUUGGAGACCUGAGUGGGACUGGUGUCGAUGCCUGUCAAGAGAAAAUUGCGUUAAAACUCACUCCCAGUGGGCACCCAAACACCCCCAAACUGUUUUUACUGAAAUUUUAUACAAUGCCUACAUGUUUAUAUAUGUGCACACAUUGUUUUUUCACUUGUUUUUUUCCUAGUCCAAUCCAUAUAAACCCGACCUUUCUUUCCUCAAUUCUUUUUGUGUU